This is a messenger RNA of Bipolaris zeicola 26-R-13, 1455 nucleotides long. RefSeq lists its product as uncharacterized. Bases 1 to 1455 code for a protein of 484 amino acids. Lineage: Eukaryota; Fungi; Ascomycota; Dothideomycetes; Pleosporales; Pleosporaceae. The transcript has a single exon. Gene Ontology annotation, cellular component: cytosol. Gene Ontology annotation, molecular function: guanine deaminase activity; zinc ion binding. The record is from RefSeq and is a predicted model, not a curated record. Gene Ontology annotation, biological process: guanine catabolic process.
AUGGCAGCAUCAACACCUAUACCAGACACCAUCUACUUUGGCCCCUUCGUCCACAGCAUAUCCCUCAGCACGCUAGAAAUCGAGCCCAAUGGCGCCAUCGGUGUAGACUCCAAUGGCAUCAUUCGCUUUGUAAACCGCAACGUGGAGUCUCUGGCCUCCCUUCUCUCUUCCCUGGACACUGCCUGGACAGACGCCAAGGUCAUCUCGAUCAGCGAAACCAGCAACAGAUUCUUCUUCCCGGGCUUCAUCGACACCCACGUCCACGCGCCCCAGCACCCGAAUACCGGACUAUUCGGCAAGACCACACUCCUGGAUUGGUUGCAGAAGUACACCUUCCCCACUGAAUCCUCCUUCUCCGAUAUCAAGCGUGCGUACCGCGUGUACACAAACUUCGUGUCAAGAACACUCUCACAUGGCACAACCACAGCCGCAUACUACGCCACUAUCCACGUACCCGCCACCAACACCCUCGCCGACAUAUGUCUGGAGCGCGGCCAGCGCGCCCUCAUAGGCCGCGUAUGCAUGAACAGCGACCUAAGCCCGGAAUACUACCGCGACACCAGCGCAGAACAAAGCUACCUAGACUCCAAAUCCAGCAUCGACUACAUCCGCUCCAUCGACCCCAAAGGCACCAUCGUAAAACCAAUCAUAACCCCGCGUUUCGCCCCCUCCUGCACCCCCGACUGCCUCAGCGCAAUGGGCCGCCUAGCCCAAGAAACAGACGCCCACAUCCAAACCCACAUUUCCGAAAACAAAGGCGAAAUCGAACUCGUCAAGAGCUUAUUCCCUGAUUCAAAGAGCUAUGCGGAUGUCUACGACUCCCACGGUCUCCUUACCGAUAAAACUAUCCUAGCACAUUGCGUGCAUCUUACCCCCGAGGAACGCAGUUUGAUCCUCGCCCGGAAAAGCAAAAUUAGCCAUUGUCCUGCGUCGAAUACGGCGAUAACAUCUGGUUGUGCUCCUAUCCGCUCGUUGCUAGAUGAAGGCCACACGGUCGGCUUGGGAACAGACAUCUCCGGCGGUUUUUCGCCUUCUAUCCUGGAAAAUGUACGUCAGGCGAUUUGGGUAUCGCGACACCUGUGCAUCCAGACGUCUUCGGAUGCUGUCAAGCUAUCUACAGAAGAGGCUUUGUACCUCGCUACCCGCGGUGGUGCCGCAGUUGUGGGUCUGCAAGAUACAGUUGGCGGGUUUGAAGUCGGGAAGGAGUGGGAUGCGCAGAUGAUCAAUCUGGGUGCUGUGGGUGAGUUUGGGAGUGAGGCGGGUGCGUUCGAGGAGGGGCCGGUGGAUGUGUUUGGGUGGGAGAGUUGGCAGGAUAAGGUAGAGAAGUGGGUGUAUAGUGGGGAUGAUAGGAAUACGGUUGCGGUUUGGGUUAGGGGGCGGUUGGUGCAUUGUACAGAGAAGUAUCCGUAUCGGAAAGAGGUUGGGUAUGCGCCAUCGAAGGGAUGUACGCCUUGA